Molecule: messenger RNA, 747 nt
Organism: Penicilliopsis zonata CBS 506.65
Lineage: Eukaryota; Fungi; Ascomycota; Eurotiomycetes; Eurotiales; Aspergillaceae
Exons: 2
Biological process (GO): mitochondrial respiratory chain complex III assembly; protein insertion into mitochondrial inner membrane from matrix
Cellular component (GO): mitochondrial inner membrane
Molecular function (GO): ATP hydrolysis activity; ATP binding
Source: RefSeq, a predicted model, not a curated record
UGGCGACAGAUGUGUGAUGAGCUUCCUCGCAGUCUAGAUAGCCUAGCCCAGGAUAAGGCUAUAAAGAAGGAUAUCAUUGAAGAUGUUCAAAAUUUUCUCAGCAAGGAUAAACUCGGCAUCGCUUAUUGGCGAGGCUACCUCUAUUUUGGCGAGCCAGGGACCGGUAAAACCAGCUGCUGUAAAGCAGUUGCCACGCACUUUGGUCUUCUGAUGUACGUCAUCAAUCUCCCGGCUGUUGAUGAUUACGGCUUACAGGAAUUGUUUCGCACGCUACCGGCAUAUCCAGCUCGCUCUAUGGUUAUAUUGGAAGAUAUAGACGCUGCCGGAAUCGAGAGACGUGAUCAUACUGCGAACGAGGAAGACGAUGGCAGUCAGAAAGGGAUAACACUGACGACUGUCCUCGCUACUUUAGAUGGUAUUGGGAGUCACGCUAGCCAUAUUCUCAUUGUCACUACGAAUGCAAAGGCAAAACUUGACGCAGCUUUAACUCGACCUGGACGAAUAGACCGGCAAUUCGAGUUCGGCAACCCCGAUCCAGCGACCAUAGCAGCCUACUUCUCUUUCUUUUUUGACAAAUGCACCUCCAAGAAUUCUUCGGACAUGACUCUUGACCAACUGGCGGUCGAAUUUUCGGGGGCUGUGUCCUAUUUGGCCUUAUCACCAGCAAAAUUGCAGGAGUACUUUAUGCGGUGCAAAGACCCAGCAAUAGCAAUCAAAAACGUGGCAACACUGGCAUAUACUGUCUAG